This is a messenger RNA of Durusdinium trenchii, 3762 nucleotides long. The record is from the annotation of a GenBank genome assembly. Lineage: Eukaryota; Dinophyceae; Suessiales; Symbiodiniaceae.
AUGAAGAGACCAGCUGCGCGCCGACAGAGGACCCAGAAGGAGGCGCGUGCAGUGAAGAAGACCGUCGCGAAGAUGAAUGUCGCUUCGGGCGAGGUUGCUAAGGGUGCGGAGUGGUCCUUGCUCACUGAGAGGGGCAAGGUUUUGCCGCGGUUUGCAUCGUGCAUGCCUUGGUCUCCGAUUUUGGCGUCCUGGAAAGUUGGCCUGAAGAAAGCAGAUCCGCUGAAUCUGGUGGUCGACUUGGCGAACCAAAUUCGCUGGAGCAAGGACUACAAGGCGGAACUUACGCGACAUGGCGUAAAGCCAGGGAAGUACCUUGCGCCAGAAGUCGGAGAAUACUUUUCAGGCAGGUGGACGUGGAGUUGGGAACGAAAGUGUUGGAUGCUUCGUGUGAGGGAAGAACAAUGCGAUGCCAACGACAGGCAGUACCUCUACUUAGAGAACGUGGUUGCUAUCUUGCAGCAAAAGGACAACAUGCGUGACAUCAUGAAGUACAUUGUUGAGGACACGACUAUUUGGCCCGCUGGUGCAGUCUGGCUAAGCUUGACCAAGACCAAAUUGUAUUUGCAAAGACCGUUGGCCAACGUUGGAUUUGCGCGAAAUGCCCAAGUUCGGGGUGACAUUUGCACCUUUCUAGAAUACCUGUAUGACAGUGUAGCUGAGACGCUCCCAGACUUUAGGGAUGAGAUGGGAUCCUCAUCGACAGUUCGCCUCACAGUGGAGGACCCAUACGCAAAAGAGAUGCAGAAUCAGCAGAGCGUCGAUGAGUCUUUGGAGGAGGUGGACUUGAGGCCAAGAACAAAGCCCCGCAAGCGCAAAGGCCAAGUUCAGAUCAAUAUGAGCAGAACAUCCGCCACAAUGGAGGAGAGAUUUCUUCCACCGUCCUCGAUGAAGGAGUACUACGAGCAAUACCGCUCACAGAAGGGCUUUCAUAGCGGCGCCGCGCCCUUUCAUUUGACCGGCAUUGGCGGUCCAGGAGCACCGCACGAAUUCACAUUCAACCGCCGCGGAGAUGAGGAUCUUCAUGGCUUCGAGAUUGAAAACAGCAAGUGGGGCUAUGCAGCUCACCCUCAAGAUGUCAUUCUGAGGCUGAAACAGGCCGGGAUGAAGCAGGAUGUCCAAUUUUAUGUCAAGAGUGCUCGCAAAGCGAUCAUCAUAGAUACGGCUGCACAAGCUUGGGCCCGUGGUGUGCCUUGGGAGGAAGCUUUGCGCAUCUCGGAACAGGCAAUGUCAGCAGCAGGGACUGGGCGAGGGUUGGGCAUGCCUGCUAAACGGAAGUCCAAUGGUGGGAAAGAGCCAAAGGCCAAAUUGGGCAAAGUGAGCGCGCUGACUCAUGACGACAUGUUGACCAGCAAAGUCUUCCCAAUGGGUGGGCCCGACAAGUACCUCUCCCAUGUCUACAACGAUCCGGCAAAGAUGCUCGAUUUUGCAGACUGGAUUGACCAGUGUGCGCCGCCGGACCCAAGGAUGCUGACAGAUCCCAACCUCCCCGGUGUUGAGAAGAUUUCCACCGCAUCCAUCCCGAAAGAGUUCUUGGAUGGUGACUACUCCGAGCUUCCGUCGACCAUAGGAGGUGGCGCCCUGCUGCCCCCUUUUUCAACCGGCUAUUGCAAGGGCUGGAAGAGGGCCACCGUGGCGCUGAUCGUUCUCCAAGCAAUACGGGAACUGGAUCUGAAAGAUGUAGUCUCCCACCACAUCAAGGAUGUUCGCGCCACUGUCAACGCGAACAGAGGCAAGGGCGAAGCUGAAGCUGUUUCAGCGCUGAUGACAGCGAUUCCUCCAAGCGUUGUCGAGAUCUUGGAGGAUGCGGUGAGGAAGCGCGGAAUGCUGCGCUUUAUCACGCACGAGGUGUUGUCCAAGGGCACCUUUUCUUCAUCCUGGUCGCCUUUCGUUGCGAAGAUCGAGACAGCAGUCCAGGAUGCGGAGGAUGAGAAAGCCGCCGAGCUUCAGCGAAAACUCCGCCAGGCUGACCUGGAUCACCUUGUGGCGCAGAUCAACAAGGAUGUGGAGGCACUUGAGAAGCACCUCAUCCCCAGCGACCGGAUGGCUGAGGAACACGCACUUGACAUGAAGCAAGGGGUUCAAUACGUGGAAAAGUGGCUGGGGAAGCAUUGCACCUUGAGAAAGGUGUCUGACACCAUGGACGCUGCCAUCCCAGACUUUUUGAAAUGGAAGGAGCAAUUUCGAUCUGCAGGGGAGCAGUACAUUAUACUCACUUUGGAUUGCACGGUGUUUCCCGCCAACUCGACAUACUUGGCAGCAUCUUUGAAGACCUUUGCAACUUUGCUGUCGAUGAGCAGUACCAUGAUUGGACUGGUGCUUUACCCGGUCUACCAAACGCAAACAUCCGAAGCUGCUUUGGUCAAGCACAAGCAGCAGCUGGACAAUGCUUUGCUGAAGGGAGGAUUGUCAGUGAUCCACAUGAUCCAAGUCCUGUACGAGAAACCGGACUCUACCGCGAAGGAUAGCCGGGGCUUGUAUCAACCUGCACUGGCAAGCUUCCACGGACACUUCUCGAACCACAGUUUUCAGCAGUGCUUGCCAGUGCGUGAAGGGAAACUGGGACCAGCGCCUUUGAUAAAGGUUGGGGACUUCAUUGGAUAUGACAGUGACUCCCAACCCGGCGCAAGCGCUCGUGUGGAGCAGAAAGGCAUCCCAUGCCAUGAAACGAUCGUGGAGGCAUUGCUUGCUGGAAUGACCCUGAACCCUGUCGACGUGGUCAUGCUGGUUGAUUGUUUGCCGAACAGGUUUUGCGAGAUGGGGCGAGCUAUGGCUGCUCGAAACCUGAAAGAGAACGCCCGCGCUGUCCACUACUUUGGCUAUGUCCUGAAUGAGUUCGACAAGAAUUUAGCUGACAUUAGGUCAAAAGUGUACGACUCUUGGGACACUUCGCCCACAAGCCCGCCAAAAACCCGAGUCGCCAGGGAGGAGGCAAGAAGCCCGCCUUCUCUCAAUUUGCUUGCUUGGUCGAAUGGCGCGCCCUUGUUUCCAGCUGCUUUGCUGUCCAGGUUUCAGGAGGGAACUUCUGAGCACUUGAAAAUGGAGGAGCUUAAGGAGAGCUUUGUGAGAAAGUUCCCGCCGGCGGCGGCGCCGAGCCCAUCCACCAGCGGCCGCGGCGGCAGGGCCAGGGCUGGUGGGCUUUGUGAUUUUAGCAUUGAUGGCGAUCAGCAGCCCUUGGACCCAUCCCGUUUGAUUGACCUUCCGCAAAUUCCUGCUGACAGCUUCACAGUGGCCAGGAAGGCUGAAUGCGGCGCAGCGGGGAAGAAACCGUCCAUCGCCAUUGACGAGACUUUUGGGAUAUGGCUUGGCAAUUUGACGGACGCUGACAUCACAGUGCAGGCUGGCGAACUUUUUGGUUUUGGCAGAGGGUCCUACGAGCAAAAGGAAGUACGUGACAUCAAGGACAUCAUCCAUGGUGUACCUUGGCGCCUUCGCAAUGACUUGUCCCUCAUCGCGUUCGAGAAGGAGCUCAUGCCAAUGUGCCAGUUGCUCAGGAAGCUGGCGGUUGACAAUGGCUUGAGUGAAGUUCAACUCCCGGACCAUAUUUUGACACCACGAAUGGCGGAGGGUGGCACGGUGCCUGUGUGCUUCCGCUACGAGAUCAAGCCCGUCGCUUCUAUGACCACCAACGUGUUCAAGCCUGUUCGAGAGGACAGGGAGGACCCCGACUGGCGCCAUUCCACCUUGGGAGGGUACUUCGUGGGUCAUAUGGAGAAAUUGGUUGACAACAAGCGAGCCUCAGUGGUUUGGGAGGCCAUGUCUUGA